AUGAAAUCCUGGGUUAUGUUCCUGGCUCUGGGAGGCGUCAUGGUCGGGGCAGACACCAUAUCCAUGAUGCCAAAUAUAAAACUAGGAGUACGUUUUGUAUGUGACUCUUCAUUGGUGAAGGCACGCCAAGAAAAAAAUCAUACUACACCUCUUCGGGAAUACAUAAGUACAUUUCUUAAUACGGUGGAUCUUUAUUUACGGAAAUCAGAAUGUCCGGAAGUCAAAUUAGUGCUCACUGGUGUAAACGAAACAACGGAAGAAGAGGAGUCUCACUUUGAGAAAACGAACAACGAAUACAGAGUAACCCUUGACCCAACAUUUACGCUGGGAAUGUUUCAGGCAUGGGUUCAAAAAAAUAUAAAUUUUAAUAAUGAUGACAUUGUACUCUUGCUAACCAGCAUCCUCUUUGAAGAUCACAUUGGGAGUGGAAUUAGUCCGAAUGGCUAUUCCUAUUUCAACGAAAUCUGCUCUUUAGGCUUUGGGCUCGUCCGUGACUCAGGCGUUACGUUCGACGGAGUGUUACCUAUGGCACAACAAAUAGCACAUAUGUUGGUUGCUCCGUGGGAUACAAGUGAUAACUGUCCAGAAAGCGGUGCAACAUUAAUGGCCACUGUCUGUAAACCCCGAGGUUUAUCACAAUGCACAAAAGAGGCUUUGAUUCAGCAAUACAACAAUAAUGCAAACAAAGACGUCUGUUGGAAAAAUACCUCGAAGCCCGAUGCUUCGUUCAAUUGGACCCUUCCAGCGAACUACUUCGAAACAGAAAACUACUGUUCCACUCAACAUACACGGAGAGUUGUCAAAUGUCCAGAGGGCAAUGAAAACUACGUUGCGAACGUGACUAAAUGUUCCAUGGGCUGUUGCGUAAACAUUACCACAGAAGCUAGUGGUUUCAAAUAUUCUGUGCCGGAUGGCACUCCAUGCGGAGACAAAAAGAUCUGCAUCGCUGCGGUCUGUUCAGAAUUUUUGAAGAAAGACAUCGACUAG
This is a messenger RNA of Ixodes scapularis (black-legged tick), 987 nucleotides long. RefSeq lists its product as uncharacterized. The transcript is spliced from 10 exons. Gene Ontology annotation, biological process: membrane protein ectodomain proteolysis. NCBI's taxonomy places the organism in Eukaryota, Metazoa, Arthropoda, Arachnida, Ixodida, Ixodidae. The record is from RefSeq and is a predicted model, not a curated record. Gene Ontology annotation, molecular function: metalloendopeptidase activity. The coding region runs from base 1 to 987 and encodes 328 amino acids.